Molecule: messenger RNA, 450 nt
Organism: Strongylocentrotus purpuratus (purple sea urchin)
Lineage: Eukaryota; Metazoa; Echinodermata; Echinoidea; Camarodonta; Strongylocentrotidae
Product: protein atonal homolog 7-like
Exons: 3
Coding region: 1-450 (149 amino acids)
Molecular function (GO): protein dimerization activity
Source: RefSeq, a predicted model, not a curated record
AUGAUUGAUUGUGAUUCAGUAACGACUGUGUCAUCCAGCCCUGAUUCAGCUGCUAUGAGUGGAGAUGAGGUUGAUAUCUCACGAUCUGGGGAACCAACAUCACAUUUUCUCGCUGAUCUAAAACAAAGACAUUCCGAAAUCUCGGUAACGUGUGACACUGAUACUGACAAACGUCGCCUGCUAACGAAUCACCGCGAGCGAAAACGUAUGCGGAGUCUGAACGACGCGAUGGAUAGACUACGUAACGUCGUCCCCCAUUAUCCAUCGAAGCGACGUUUGAGCAAGAUGGAAACGCUGCUUCUGGCUCAAAGUUAUAUCAUGGCUUUAAGCAGUCUUCUUCAGGACAAGGGUAGCAGCGAAGAAGACGCCGAUGAAGAUGGUGUUGAUAGUGAUCAUGGUGGCUGUGAUGAUGAUAUUGAAGAGGAGGAGGAGGAGGAGGAGGAAUGCUGA